Molecule: messenger RNA, 4647 nt
Organism: Acanthochromis polyacanthus (spiny chromis)
Lineage: Eukaryota; Metazoa; Chordata; Actinopteri; Pomacentridae
Gene: rbm15
Product: RNA binding motif protein 15
Biological process (GO): regulation of alternative mRNA splicing, via spliceosome
Cellular component (GO): nucleus
Molecular function (GO): mRNA binding
Source: RefSeq, a predicted model, not a curated record
GGGGCGGGUUUUCACGAUAAUCUUUACAAAAAUGGCGACUGUUGUUGUUUUGCCGCAGGGUCAGUGAAUAAAUCCGUUUUUCAUUUCAAUCAUUUUCUGCACUCGUUUGCAGAAACAGCACUAAAAAAACGCCAAGUGUCCCAAGGGUCGACUCCGAGUGGGCUGAGAUGAAAGGUAAAGAGCGGUCGCCGAUUAAAAAACGCUCCCGGGCCUUGGACGAUAUUCGAGACAGGGGAGGAUGCCACCCGACCAGCAAGAAAAUGGGGGCUCUGUCCGUUUCCAGCGGGAGUAAUAAUGGAAAUAGUUCGACGAAGAGCGACGGCGGCUCGACGAGACGGAGCCUGCUCGGUGAGAAAAGAGACCGGGACUUCGACGGUCACAGUCGGGCUGGAAAUAACCACAGCUGUCAGUCUGCAGCCGCUAGCUCCGUGGGUAAGAACCACAACCUGAGCCUGACGCUGGAUUUAGCCGCGCCGAGGACCACUUCGCGGGGGGAGCAGCGCGUACAGCCGCCCAGCACCGAGAGUGAGUACAAAACGCUCAAAAUCAGCGACCUCGGCACCCAGCUGAGCGACGAAGACAUAGAGGACGGUCUGUUUCAUGAAUUUAAAUUUGGAGACGUGAGCGUCAAGAUAAGCCGCAGUAACGACGAGCGGAUAGCAUUCGUGAAUUUCAGGAAGCCAGAGGACGCCAGAGCGGCUAAACACGCCAGAGGCCGGCUGGUGCUGUACGACCGGCCGCUGAAGAUCGAGGCGGUGUACAUUAACCGGAGGAGAAGCCGUUCCCCCGUGGAGAGAGACUUGUACAGUGCAGCUCAGAGCCACAGACAUUUGCAGAGACCCCUGUCGCCCACUGGGCUCGGAUACAGAGACUACCGGCUGCAGCAGCUGGCCCUGGGACGGCUCCCUCCGCCCCCACCGCCCCCUUUACGAGAGCUGGAGCGGGACCGGGAGUUCGCCCUGUUUGAAGCCCGGGCUCGUCCUGCCUUCAUUGCAGAGCGAGCGGCUUUUCGUGAAGAGGAUUUUAUUUCUCCAGAAGAUGACCAAAGAGCUAAUAGGACGUUGUUUUUAGGUAACCUGGACAUAUCUGUUACUGAAGCAGACCUGAGGAGGGCUUUUGACCGGUUCGGGGUCAUAACUGAAGUGGACAUUAAGAGACCUACACGAGGACAAACCAGCACAUAUGGAUUUCUGAAAUUUGAGAACCUUGAUAUGGCUCACCGUGCUAAGCUUAGUAUGUCUGGCAAAAUAGUGGGCCGCAACCCUAUAAAGAUAGGCUAUGGAAAAGCAACACCCACCACCCGUCUGUGGGUGGGACUCGGACCCUGGGUUCCAUUAGCCGCCUUGGCAAGAGAGUUUGAUCGCUUUGCCACUAUAAGGACCAUAGACUAUAGAAAGGGGGACACUUGGGCCUACAUUCAGUAUGAAAGUUUAGACGCUGCACAAGCUGCUUGCACACACAUGAGGGGCUUCCCUGGGGGUCCAGAGAGACGCCUCAGAGUGGACUUUGCAGACACUGAACAUCUGUACCAGCAGCAGUUCCUGCAGCCUCUCCCCAUACCACCGUUUGACAUGGUGGCCGAGUCAUUUGUCCACCGUGCUACACCUGAACCUCUGAGGGUCAGGGAACGAACUCCACCCCGCCUUCACUUCAGGGAGAGAGAGCUCUUUCCUGGCACUGAGUGGCCCAACCCAGCUAUCCGUGAACGGGUACGUGCCUCACCCUUUGAGCCUCUAGAACAUUUGGAACGUGAGCGGCGGACUCGGGAGCCCUGGUCUUUGGAACGAGAGCUACAGGGCAGAGAACCUGCACGCAAGCGGCGUGUGAUGGAGGAUGGGAGGCAUAUGGACCACUCCCCUGGAAGCACUGAGAGGACAGUACGACGUAGACGUGCUUCUCCAGAUGGCAGCCCUGGAGGCAGCAGCAGAGAUGGAGGGCGCUUCAGUGACUCAGAACGCCCUUUGAGGGCCGAGAGAGCCUCCCCGGCCCGAGAGCGUCCACACCAGCCUGGAAAGAGGCGGGCUGAACGGAGACUUAAAAGCCAGAGUCUCUCUGACAAGGGGCCCUCAAGCAACACCAUUCAGCAGUUGGAGAGCGCAAGCGCAAAGCAGGCGAUGGUGGCAAGGGCCAGCCAGAGAGAACGUUCUGAGAGCAGCUCCAAGGGGGAGCCGUCAAGCCGGAUGGCACAAAACUCAGUUUUGGCUUGGCAAGGCAUGCUGCUGCUGAAGAACAGCAACUUCCCGGCCAACAUGCACCUGCUGGAGGGUGACCACAGCGUAGCCAGCGACCUGCUUGUCGACAGCACGACCGGAGGCAGAGUGAGCGAGCUAAAGAUCACGCAGCGUCUCCGUCUGGACCAGCCCAAGCUCGACGAGUGUCCCGGCGCAUCAGAGGUGCAGUCCCGGCGGCUACGCCAUCCUGAUGGCAGUCCUGGAACCACCGACGAUACAUCUUCAUCCGACCCUGCAGCAUCAACCCAGCGGCCGCUUCGUAACCUGGUGUCCUACCUCAACCAAAAACAAGCAGCUGGAGUCAUCAGCCUGCGUGGAGGGAGCAGAGAUAAAGACAACACGGGGGUUCUUCAUGCUUUCCCUCCCUGUGAUUUCCAGCAGUUCCUGGAUUCCUCUGCCAAAGCUCUGGCAAAAAGUGAGGAGGACUAUCUGGUCAUGAUUGUGGUUCGUGGAGCAUCUUAAAAAAAAAAAAAUCACAAUACACUAAGUUCAAGUGGAAUAAAAAAAAAAUCUGCGUAUGUCAGUAACUAUUGCAUGCUGUUGGUUCUGCAUCAUGGGGUACACUAGUAUGGUUCUUGGAGUGUUGUAUGUUGCCAUUAAUCCACUAAAAGGACAAACAGUGCCCUCCUGCAAACUAAAAGGGUGUGUGUUUCUGAAAUUCCUUUUCAAAGAGUGUAUGAAUUGUUCAGAGUCGCAAACCUGCAGUAAGUCAGCCAGAAUGCUGUAAAAUGGUUAAAUGUAAGCAGUAUUUGAAGAAUUUAAGUCCAGUCAGUUCAAUUCCAGUUUAAAUUCUGAACAGAUAAGACAUACAAAACAUUGUUUGCUUCAUUUAAGGUUAAAAACCUAACUGUCCAAUUCUGUUACAACAAACAAAGAACAUUGAAAUGGAAGGAGUGGACACAAUAAAACCUCCAUUAUAGUGAAAACACAAACAAGUACAGUGUUAACUAUUGAUGGAAAAGCUUAAAGUCAAAUCUGUUCUGGGCUGUUAUAUUAUUUUAUACGGUGCAGGUGGUUUUAUUGUGUCGCCUCCUUUCAAGGUAUUUACACAAAGGAACCAGAAGACUUCCUUUCUCAAAGCUUUGAAUUACAGUGCAAUAAUAUGUUGACUUUUAUCACUUUUUGAUGGAUGAAGACAACGUGAGCAUGACAGUUUUCAAUUAAGGUAUUGAAGGUGUAGUGAAUGGAGGAAAAAAAAAACUGGUAACAUUUGAAGGUCAAAACAUCGCCACAACUCUUCCAGUGAACCACACCCCGUUUCCCCAAAUGAUGUCCUGUCUCACAUAUAUUCCUAUGCUAGCAAAGUAGCAUAAAAACUCUGAUGAAUGGAGUGUGUGUCUGUGCUGAAAAAAGGGUUGUGCGAUGCGUUUUCAUUUUGAUGCAGCUCACUCUGGUCUGCCUGUGUGCAGUUCUCAAAUUUGGCAAAAUGUAAAGGUCAAAAUUUUGAAGUUCUCUUAGACGGCAGGUCAAACGUUUGAGGUUACAGGCUAUGUUGAGGUUCAUUGUUUGGAUUGAGUGUGUUUGUGUUGUGUUCCUCAGACUUUGAACACCAAAUGCAAGAUAGACAAUGUAAACUAAAUUGUCAUGUCAACUCUGUGUGGAAUGCUGAAUACUAACAGAUAUGAAACCUUCGCCAGGGAACAGCCCGUAACACCAUAGCUUUAGUAAAGCAAAUACUAACACCUUUUUUCCAUAUUUUUUUUCUUAAUAUUCUAUUUUGUGCAUCUCUACCUUAGAAAUGGUUGUGCAACGAUCAAACUACAUUAGUAACAGAUAAAAAAAGCUUAGAGGGUUUUGUGUUAUUUGACAUUCUGUUUUGAUUAUUUCCCUGAAACCAGUCGGUCACCAAGAAUAAUCAGAAUCAGUAAAAUGCUGGUACAGUGUAACAAACCUGCUGUUUGUUCACUAAGUAGGUCUGUGUAGUUUUAGAGUUUUAGAGGUACCUUAAGAGUAAAUCAUUUAAAUUUUAGAGGGCUGAAUUUGCCAGUAUUUCACUCAUGCUUGCACAUUUCCCCCUGUUUUGUUUUGUCAUGCAGUAGUAGCCCACCGUGAACUAUGAUUUGCUGAGUUUUUGGUUUAACAUGUAUUGAAAACAGUCACAUGUGGGAAAACUGUUGUACACCACGCCCACUGCAACGUUUGGACUCCUGAGGAGACGAGUGCAGAGCCGCAAACCUCUGCAGAGAAGGCGAACCUAGUGUUUGUGAGUCCUCACUGAUGAGGCAGCUUUUAAGUUGUGUAGCCCAUCCGCACCUGUGAUGACUUCUGUUUUAAAUGGAAAAUUGAGCAAUGUACACUUUGAUGUCAUGGGAAAGGAAAAUCCGUAGAGCCCGUGCGAACCUGUUCACGUACCUGCAAAGUGCGUUUGGGCACUUAAUGUGACCGAUUGUCAAUAAAUUGUUCAUUUGAAGGGAAA